Molecule: messenger RNA, 528 nt
Organism: Rhagoletis zephyria (snowberry fruit fly)
Lineage: Eukaryota; Metazoa; Arthropoda; Insecta; Diptera; Tephritidae
Product: putative nuclease HARBI1
Source: RefSeq, a predicted model, not a curated record
AUGCUUGAAUNGUACAGUGUGAACGCUAGUUGGCUUGGAAGCGUUCAUGACUCUAAAGUGCUUCGGAACUCAGCCGUAAGUCAAAGAUUUGACAAUGGUUGGAGGCCAUUCCCAGAUGCUGUUGUGUUGGGGGACAGCGGUUAUGGUCUGAACAAUUGGCUAAUACCUCCUUUGCGCCGCAAUACCGGCAAUCCUUCUGAGAUAGCUUUUAAUCGUGCUCAUAAAAAAACAAGACGAAUAAUUGAAAAUAGUUUUGGUAUACUUAAGGAAAGAUUUCCAUGCUUGAAUCAUUUGCGACUUGCCCCUGAAUUCACAGGAAUGGUAGUGCUAGUUUGCACCAUUUUACACAAUAUUGCGUGUACCGUCGGCGGCGAUAUGGAGAAUAUUAUGGAGGGCAACAACGAAUCUGAUGAAGACGAAAGCAGUGAAAGCGAAGACUGUGAAGACGAAGAUAAUAAUGACAACUAUGUGCGCCAUAGCAAUGGAAAUCUACGAAUGACGUCGCUGCUAAAUUAUUUUGCACAAUAA